Messenger RNA from Lepus europaeus (European hare), 231 nucleotides. RefSeq names its product mitochondrial import receptor subunit TOM7 homolog. Lineage: Eukaryota; Metazoa; Chordata; Mammalia; Lagomorpha; Leporidae. The transcript has a single exon. The record is from RefSeq and is a predicted model, not a curated record. The coding region runs from base 1 to 168 and encodes 55 amino acids. Gene Ontology annotation, biological process: protein import into mitochondrial matrix. Gene Ontology annotation, cellular component: mitochondrial outer membrane translocase complex.
AUGGUGAAGCUGAGCAAAGAAGCCAAGCAGAGGCAGCAGCAGCUCUUCAAGGGUGGCCAGUUUGCCAUUCGCUGGGGCUUUAUCCCUUUCGUGAUUUACCUGAGUUUUAAGAGGGGUGCAGAUCCCGGAAUGCCUGAACCAACUGUUUUGAGCCUGCUCUGGGGGUAAAGGACUGUUUGGUCAUCUGGACUUGGAAACAGUCAUUGGACGAGGGCAGCGUGGAACACGCGU